AUGGCAACUGCAGAAGCUAUACCUGAAGGAGUAGGAGGCCCUGUAUUAGAAACCACCCAGCAAGACUUUUUGCAAGAAGCAAAAUCUCUUAUUGCCCAGCAUCACAGGAGAUUAAAUGAGAAUAAGGCUCAAGGAACGUCUAUAGAUGUCUUUAAAAAUAAACACCAAAAACCAAAAACUGUCACGUUCAUACCUUUUGAGGUUAAGAAAAGUGAAAUCCUUAAUGUCGUUCAAGAACAUCAGUUGGUACUCAGAAGCAUCAGCUAUCCCAGGGAUACUUCCAAGUGCACAGCUUUAAUUGAGGCCUCACAGCAGAUUUCCUUCAAGGAGCCACAUGUUUCGAAUAUAAAAGAGAAGUACCACCCUGUAGACCUUUUUAAAACAGAAAAAGUUAAACUGGGUAAAAUAAUGAAUGAUAUUGAAUCCGUGAGUAAGCAAAUGGAGAUGGAGAAGGAGAUGCAUCUCAGGAAGUCCAGAAUGUUGGAACCCUUCCAUUCCCACAUUGGCUUGCCUUUGCAUAAUCUGACCUCUUCUUUGGGACUUCUGAAGGAACUUGCUGACAGGACGCUUUAUGAUUGGAGGAGCACUGCAUCGAUAAGAUCUUCCCAUUUGCCUCAUGAAUCUGCUCAGAGUUUAUCAGAGUCCUCAGUGACAUUUAAGGAUUAUUAUAUGAGACCACUUAAGAAGAAAGAUCUACAACCUAUCAAGAAAGAACUAAAGACAGAAAAAAGCCUGUAUCAAAAUAACACAGAAACUACCCAGCACAGAAGGUCUGGUGAUAGGAAUGGCUGUCAGUGCUUAGAGGACAGUGCCCUGCGGGUUUUCUAUCAUGGGCCAAAUUUGAAAACAGUUAUAAAAAUGUAUCAGUGCUUAAUCCACCGUGUUAGACAUCGACUUGGUCUUUGGAGGACAAGACAGAUUAUAUACUUUGGAGAGUUAGAAGAAUGGAUGGACAGAAAAAAAUUCUAUGAAACCAUGUUUGUCAAGAGAGAAGACUGGCAAGGACUAGAAAGAAGUGAGCUGCUGAAAUACUUCAAUGACUGUGGUCAUUUCCCCACCCAAACCCAGAUCGAUGAGUACUGGGACCUGCUCCACAGACAUGGUCGAGGAAAAUAUUCUGAAGUAAUCAAAAAGUCCAAUGCUAUUGAACUUUUAUUUACACUCUAUCCUCCUCAAGGUGCCAGAGUGAACGUUAGCACAAGACUACGGUCUACGUGGCUGAGACCCUUGGUUGAUGGGGAAGAAGGCUAUAAGUACAUAGUGAAUGGACAUCCAAUACUCAAGAGAGCUAACAUCCGGACUGUUGGCAAGUUGGUGGCUAGAUCCAUAAGAGAAAGGAAAAUGAGACAAUUUUAUAAAACAUGA
Molecule: messenger RNA, 1365 nt
Organism: Mus pahari (shrew mouse)
Lineage: Eukaryota; Metazoa; Chordata; Mammalia; Rodentia; Muridae
Gene: Iqcm
Product: IQ motif containing M
Exons: 12
Coding region: 1-1365 (454 amino acids)
Source: RefSeq, a predicted model, not a curated record